Messenger RNA from Saccoglossus kowalevskii, 741 nucleotides. Its product is annotated as atrial natriuretic peptide receptor 1-like. The record is from RefSeq and is a predicted model, not a curated record. Gene Ontology annotation, cellular component: plasma membrane. Gene Ontology annotation, molecular function: natriuretic peptide receptor activity; guanylate cyclase activity; adenylate cyclase activity. Gene Ontology annotation, biological process: protein phosphorylation; cGMP biosynthetic process; receptor guanylyl cyclase signaling pathway. Lineage: Eukaryota; Metazoa; Hemichordata; Enteropneusta; Harrimaniidae.
AUGACUGGGUUAGAAUUAUUGUUACUUAUAAGCCUUCAUGCUUACACACUGGUUUGUUGUGUGGAUUAUAAUGUGUUGUUGUCCUACCCAAUGACAAAUCCUCCAGGAAUGUUAAAUGGCAAAGAAGGAAUCGCCGCAGCCUACAUGAUCGGUUUCGACGAUAUCAACGCCGACCCCAAUAUGUUACCGGGCGACCGUCUGACCUACGAAAUAUUAGAGACGAACUGCCGUCUAGCGCCGACUCUAGCGAAUAUCGUCGAUCUUGUCUAUCCAGGAAACUACACGGCUCUGAUCGGGCCUACAUGUAACGAAGAGGCGGAACCUAUAGCCUCGUUGUCCGCACACUGGGAUUUGCCGUAUAUGUGUGCUGGGUGUACCGAUGAAAUGUACAGCUGGAAGAACUAUUUCGGUUGGCCAACCAUGAUACGUACGCUAGGUGACUUCAAAUCCGUUGGUGAUAUCGCAGUUGAGGUAUUCGAAUCUUUUGGUUGGAGUAGGAUAGGGUACAUCAUGGAAAGUAACGUUCUUUUUCUGGCAGCCGUGGAGGGCAUCAAUAUUACUGCUGAAGAGCACAACUUCACAGUCGGAAGAUUUGAAUCUUACACCAGGCAAUCCAGUGACGAAGAAAUGCUACAACUCAUGAAAACAGUGUCUUCUUACGCCAGAACCCUAUCGUCCAACCAGAUUCGCGCAUUCGCCGGUUCAGCUUUUGCGUUGGCGCCGAUUUUUCAGGUUGUCUAA